This is a messenger RNA of Penicillium bovifimosum, 951 nucleotides long. RefSeq names its product autophagy protein 5. The record is from RefSeq and is a predicted model, not a curated record. Gene Ontology annotation, biological process: autophagy of mitochondrion; C-terminal protein lipidation; autophagosome assembly. NCBI's taxonomy places the organism in Eukaryota, Fungi, Ascomycota, Eurotiomycetes, Eurotiales, Aspergillaceae. Gene Ontology annotation, cellular component: Atg12-Atg5-Atg16 complex; phagophore assembly site membrane; cytoplasm. The transcript has 3 exons. The coding region runs from base 1 to 951 and encodes 316 amino acids.
AUGGAGAACCGAGUGUCUCUUGGCUAUAUCCAGCGGGCCGUGUGGGAAGGGCGCUUACCACUGGAGAUCGUCCUGGCUCCAUCUGAAAGUCGAACUUUUGAUAAAACAGAUCCAUAUCUUAUCGCGUAUUCACGCAUCGCAUAUCUCCCCUCCUUGCUCCCCAGGCUUCGAGCUUUCUUUUCUAGUUCAUUGAUAGACCCAAACUCCCAGUCUCACGAUGGCUGGUUUGAGUUUGAAGGCGUGCCUCUGAAAUGGCACUACCCAGUCGGGCUUCUAUUCGAUCUCUACGCCGGCGUAGACCCAGCCUCAAAGACCGCCGCCAGAGGCGACGAGUCCCCCGAGAACGGAUCAUCACCCUGGCGUCUGAUUGUGCAUUUUAGCGACUGGCCUGAUGAUCUUGUCCGACUUGAUGCCAACGGAAUGGUCAUGAAUGACGCUUUCAUCAACAGUGUGAAGGAGGCAGACUUCCUCCGAAACGGCACAGCCAAAGGCAUCAUGAGUCUCUCCAAAGAAGAUUCAUCGGGUCUUUGGAGGGCGGUCGAAGAAAUCGACCUUCCCUCCUUCCAACGCAUAUCAAGUAUUCUACUUCCUCCGCUUUCGCAACCUUUCCGCAACGUACCGAUCCGCAUCUUCCUGCCUCUUCCUCCAGACUCCGAGUCUGCGGCGCUGAAAGUAGUACAAUCGCCACUUCCGCCAUUCGUGCAGGCAUCCAGUAUGCAGUCAAGUCAAAUCUUAACAUCGCGGACCAGCCAUGCCACCCAAGCUCAAACGAUCGGAAGUGUUUUGCACGCUUUAUUACCAAACCUCUUUCCCAGUCGCAGAACUCCCGUUCUUGCGAAGCCGGUUUUACACGGCGCUGUGAUACCAAUGUCUGCUCCAAUCGAAGAGGUUGUACGGAGCUCUGCUUACGGUGAUGGGUGGGCGUAUCUAGUCGUCCGGAUGAUGGGCUGA